AUGGUGUUGACAGUCGUGACAGUAAUUCCAGCUCUCAAUGGUCCGGAUAAUGAAAGGGAGUUAGAUAUAAAGGUAGAGGAGGAGGAAAAUAAUGAUAGUGCUGGACCUAGCGGGACAAGAUAA
Acaulospora morrowiae is the source of this 123-nucleotide messenger RNA. Lineage: Eukaryota; Fungi; Glomeromycota; Glomeromycetes; Diversisporales; Acaulosporaceae. The record is from the annotation of a GenBank genome assembly.